AUGAAGGUCCCUGCAGCCACCCUGGCCACUCUGCUUCUCGUGGCCAUCUGCUCCUCGGCUGAGGCCAGUCUCAGUAUUGUCUCCACCAACUGCUGCUUCAGCUACCUGAGCCGCCCCAUACCGCGCAGACUCAUCGCCUCCACCUACCGCACCAGCAGCAAGUGCUCCCUGCCGGCAGUGGUCCUGGUCACCAAGAAGGGGACAAAGCUGUGUGCGGACCCCCAGGAGCCCUGGGUGCAGAAUCAUCUGAAGCACUUCCAGACGCUGAAGUACUGA
Messenger RNA from Balearica regulorum gibbericeps (East African grey crowned-crane), 276 nucleotides. NCBI's taxonomy places the organism in Eukaryota, Metazoa, Chordata, Aves, Gruiformes, Gruidae. The record is from RefSeq and is a predicted model, not a curated record.